Pichia membranifaciens NRRL Y-2026 is the source of this 2382-nucleotide messenger RNA. RefSeq lists its product as hypothetical. The record is from RefSeq and is a predicted model, not a curated record. Gene Ontology annotation, cellular component: nucleus. Gene Ontology annotation, biological process: rRNA processing. The coding region runs from base 1 to 2382 and encodes 793 amino acids. Gene Ontology annotation, molecular function: nucleic acid binding; RNA helicase activity; ATP binding. Lineage: Eukaryota; Fungi; Ascomycota; Pichiomycetes; Pichiales; Pichiaceae. The transcript has a single exon.
AUGGUCAAAAAAAGUAAGACUAUCUCGAGAGAUGACAAAAAGGUGAAACGUGAACAGGCCGAGAAGCAACUAAAGGAAAUAAAACAACGAGUGCAAGAUCUUACAAGUGAAGAAUAUAAAACCUUUGAAAGGUUCAAGGAACUUCCAUUGACCGCUGAUAUCUUACGGGGACUUGAUCGUUCUGGAUUCCACAGCUUGACUGAAAUUCAGAAACUGGCAAUACCUGAAUGUCUGAAAGGAAAUGACGUUCUAGCAGCUGCAAAAACUGGAUCAGGCAAAACUUUGGCUUUUCUAGUGCCUGUUGUGCAAAAACUUGUGUUCGAAAACUGGAGUGAUAUGGAUGGCCUAGGAGCACUGAUAAUUACACCAACAAGAGAGUUAGCUGUGCAAAUUUAUGAAGUCUUACUAAAAAUUGGUAAAUAUACCCAAUUAAGUGCCGGGUUAGUUAUUGGAGGUAAAGAUUAUAGUUUUGAAAAAGAACGUGUGGGGCGUGUUAACAUUUUGAUCGGUACUCCGGGAAGGUUGCUGCAACAUAUGGAUGAAAGCGCUACUUUACAAACUGAUAAUGUUCAAAUGCUUGUCCUCGAUGAAGCAGACAGGAUCUUGGACAUGGGUUUCAAAAAGACAUUGGAUGCAAUCUUAGGGCAAUUACCUGCAGGUAGACAAACUUUACUUUUCUCUGCAACACAGACUAAAAGUGUAGGUGACUUGGCAAGGUUAUCAAUGGUGAACCCCAAGUAUGUCAAUGGAAACUUGGCAAACGGUGGUAUUGGCGGAGAGGAACUAUCAUUACCGGAAAGUUUGGAACAGAGUUAUGUUGUUGUUCCAUUGAACGAAAAAUUAAGUUUGCUUUGGAGUUUCCUUAAAUCUCACUUGCAGGCGAAAAUAUUGGUUUUCGUGAGCUCAUCAAAACAGGUCCAUUUCAUAUAUGAGACUUUCAGGAAGUUACAACCUGGUAUACCGCUUAUGAAACUUCACGGUCGUCAAAAACAAAAAGCCAGAUUAGAGACAUCUAUGAAAUUCACACAGAGUAAAAAUUGUUGCUUGAUUGCUACUGAUGUUGUGGCACGUGGUCUAGAUUUCCCAGCCAUUGACUGGGUUAUCCAAUUGGAUUGUCCUGAAGAUGUCUCCACUUAUGUUCACCGUGUCGGUCGUUGUGCACGUUUUGGCCGUCAAGGAAAAUCCAUGCUUGUCCUUUUACCUAAUGAAGAAGAGGGUUUUAUUUCGCAAAUGAGUGCAAAGAAAAUUGAGAUUAAAAAACUUAAUAUCAAAGGUUCCAAGAAGAAAAAUAUACAGUCACAAAUUCAAAGUUUGUGCUUCAAUAGUGCAGAACUCAAAUAUCUCGCACAAAAAGCAUUUAUAUCAUACUGUAAAAGUGUGAUUAUUCAAAAAAAUAAAUCUGUUUUUAAGAUUGACGAAUUACCCUUAGAUUUAUUCGCAUCCAGCUAUGGUUUGCCGGGUAUGCCAAAACUAAGGUUACCUAAGAAGGUAGAUGAUGAAAGUAGGAUGAAGCUCAAAGAAAAGAAGAAUGAAAACAGAAAACUUAAGUCACUUUCAAAUGCGAAUGACGAAGGAGAAAUUGAGGAUCAGACCAAGAAAGUUAGAACUAAAUACGAUAAAAUGUUUGAAAGAAAGAAUCAAGAUGUUCUCAGUGAGCACUAUAUGCAACUUAACCCAGGACUGGGUGGUAAAAUGUCAAACACUUCAGAUGAUGACGAUGAUGACGAAGAAUUCAUGAAAGUGAAACGCCAUGACGAUGAGGUGAAAACUGCAGAUUUGCCAGAACUUGAGCUAAAUUCCUCCAAAAGGGCGAUGAAGAAGGCUUUGUCAAGAAAGCUCACUGCAAUGAAGGGUGACAAAGGAGCGAAACUAGUGUUUGAUGAGGAUGGUAAAGCCCACCCAGUGUAUGAACUAGAUGACGAAGAAACUUUCCUCAAAGAGGGUCCUUCUAAGGUCCAUUCUGAAUUCUUAUCUACCGAAAGAGAAAAAAUGACAAAGGCAGAUGAGAUUGAUAAAGGUGUCGUCAGAGAUAAACGUGCUGAGAAAAAACGUAGAAGAAAAGAACUCGAAAAACAACUUGAAGGAGACUCUGAUGAUAGCGAAGGUCCAUAUGUGGCUACUCUCGGUGCCUUAGCUAGUGGUGAUGAGAACGCUGAUAAUUAUGAGAGUGAUGAGUAUGGUGAAGGGGUUCCUGAUUUGGAAAAUGAUCUGGAAGACAGCGAAGGCGAAGAUGAUGUUCAACCAGAAAAGAAGAAGCAGAAAAAAUGGUUCGAUUCUGACAAGUACAAAGAUAGGGAUUCCAAGGAUGCAGGAGUGUUUGAAAUUGAACAGCCUGAAACAACUGAAGACUUGGAAGCUUUGGCUGCUAAGUUGAUGAACUAG